AUGCCGCCCCGUCCCUCCGACCACGAGGAUGUCGUUCCCGCUAACGAAAAGAACGAGCCCCCUUUAAGCGAAACCCUCGCUCCACAGCCCGUCGCCACCGUCUCGGCGCAACGACAAUCAUGGCCCGACGCCGCCAUCCCUGAGACCGAGCAACCCUCACCAACUCCACCAGCCCGAAAACCCGCCUCCAAACAUGCAACGAACCUCUAUGUCGUGUCACACCUCAUCUUCUUCUCGCUCCUAGGCACCCUCGCCCGCCUGGGUCUCCAAGCGCUAACCUUCUACUCGGGUGCCCCCGUCGUGACGGGUGUGUUAUGGGCGAAUGUAACGGGCAGUCUGGUGAUGGGGUUCCUAAUGGAAGACAAGAAUCUCUUCCGGGAGGAAUGGGGCGCGACGCAGCACAAUGAAAUGGCAGCGCCAAAGGACGCGCAUGAGGCACACGAGCACGCGAAGAGACACGCCGCUGUGAAAAAGACCAUCCCGCUGUAUAUUGGUCUUACCACUGGGUUCUGCGGAAGCCUUACCUCCUUCUCGUCGUUUAUGCGCGACGUCUUCCUGGCUCUCGCUAACGCGCUGCCUGAUCCCUCGCUGCCGGUCGGGGCGAGCAUCGCGCCACGCAAUGGCGGGUAUAGCUUCAUGGCGUUGGUGGCAGUGAUUCUGAUUACGGUGGCGCUGAGCCUUUCCGCUCUGAUCGUCGGUGCGCAUGGCGCCUUGGCAUUGACGCGGAUGACGCCCACGAUGCCUUUCGCCUUCACCCGGCGCAUCGUCGACCCGGUCGUCGUCGUGCUGGCCUGGGGCUGCUGGCUCGGGGCUGUGUUUUUGGCAAUCUGGCCGCCAGACCGGCACGAUCCAGGAAGGGAGGUGUGGCGCGGCCGUGCAGUGAUGGCGCUCGUCUUCGCGCCGCUGGGCUGUUUGCUCCGGUUCUUUGUCUCACUGAGACUCAACAGUCGCAUUCCCGCGUUCCCGCUGGGUACUUUCGUGGUGAAUAUCUUUGGGACGAUCAUCGAGGGCAUGUGCUAUGACCUGCAGCGCGUGCCUGGUCUUGGUGCCGGCGGGCCCUCGCAUUUGGUCGGUUGCCAGGUGUUGCAGGGUGUUAUGGAUGGAUUCUGCGGCGCUACGACUACUAUUAGUACGUGGGUUGCUGAGUUGAAUGCCCUCUCCCGUCGCCGCCAUGCGUAUGUGUACGGCGUCACCAGCGUGGGCGUGGCACUCGGGUUUCUGGUAGUGAUUAUGGGGUCGUUGCUGUGGACGCGCGGAUGGGCUGAUCCGGCGUGUGGAUGA
Penicillium lagena is the source of this 1281-nucleotide messenger RNA. Its product is annotated as FluC/FEX family fluoride channel. Lineage: Eukaryota; Fungi; Ascomycota; Eurotiomycetes; Eurotiales; Aspergillaceae. The record is from RefSeq and is a predicted model, not a curated record. The transcript has a single exon. Gene Ontology annotation, biological process: fluoride transmembrane transport. Gene Ontology annotation, molecular function: fluoride transmembrane transporter activity. Gene Ontology annotation, cellular component: membrane. Bases 1 to 1281 code for a protein of 426 amino acids.